Theileria parva strain Muguga is the source of this 2139-nucleotide messenger RNA. RefSeq lists its product as uncharacterized. NCBI's taxonomy places the organism in Eukaryota, Apicomplexa, Aconoidasida, Piroplasmida, Theileriidae. The transcript has a single exon. The coding region runs from base 1 to 2139 and encodes 712 amino acids. The record is from RefSeq and is a predicted model, not a curated record.
AUGUAUUGGCAAGUGAUUCAGUUUGGAUAUCCGCAAUUUCUUGCCAUUAUGAGAAAUGGUAAACCAUUUGUAAUAAGAAAAAAUGGUUUACACGAGCCUUGGUACAGUGUCACUCAUCUCAGAUAUGACAUUGCCAAAUUACUUUUCACAGAUGUUGAUGGCAGAGAUUACAAUUACCUCCAGUGUGACGUAGAAUUGUAUGAAUUAAUUGUCGUAACUGAGUUUAAGUUUAAGUGUAGGAAGGUCUGGUUUGACGGCAAACUUUGCUGGAGACUACCGUCCGAUGCUAAGGAAUUUCCUAAAUAUUUGGCAUUUCACCUGAGAUAUAAUCAAAUGUAUCUUAUGUUCUCUAAAUUAAGGAUGGAGAGACUGGAUUUGGAGAAUCCUCAGGUCGAUGAUGGUGAGAUUGAACGUCCUGUGUCUCUAAAAAGAAGAGUUCAAAAUGAUAAUAGAAUAGUUAACAAGGCUAAAAAACCUCGUAAAAAUGAGUUAAUUCCGGUUCAAAAUGCUAUAGAGCCCAGUAUAGAGGAGGUUGACGGUGGCUCCACCAGCCUCAAUAUACCCAGGCUUGAGCCUAUAGAGCAGCAAUCUGAAAAUUGUUCAAUACCUCAAGAAAUGACAUUAGAAAGUUCUAAUUUACCUAAUAUUGUUAUUAGAAUUGAAUUACUGGGAAAGAAUGACAGGGACAUACUAAGGUUGUUCCAGGAAAACUGGCACAAAAUUAUCUUAUGCAAUGGAUAUAAUUCGACUUCUAAUAAUAACAUUUACCGUUACAAGCUUGAUAAAAAGUUCCUGAGCAAGAGGUUUAGAAGGAAUUGUGUUAGAGAACUUAUUGAAUCAAUUGACUUCUACAGGGAACAGAAGAUUUUAGUCUUCGGAACUCCCACCAAAUUCUCUGUGUACAGGCUGGAAAACAACAAGUGGACCGAGGAACACUAUGUUAUUCCACCGAUAAAACUGUGCAGAAGGGGAAAUUCCAGUGGAUCUGCUACAUUGUCCAGUGACCAAUACAGUAUCGAGUUAACCAUGGUAGGAGGUAUACAUUUUGUGUUUAGAGUAAAAGAGGGUAUGAAAUGUGUCGAGGUAAAGUUCGGAGAUCGUCCUGUAUGGAGGAAUAAUAAUAAAAACCCAAACUUUAUCAGGACUUUGGUGUACAGUUUGACAGAUGGCAGCAUGUUGGUGGAGAGUAACAGAUUUGUUAAGUGUACAAAGGUGAAUAAUAAAUGGAUUAAUGAGUCUCAAAAGCCUUGGUAUUUAAGGCAUUACGCUGAGGACCUGGGUGGGUUAAUUCCAAUUUACAUGGACAGUGUGAUUCAAGGAAAUGGACAAAAGUUCUUACUUGACUAUCAAAAUGUAGAAUUUGACCUUGUUAAGUACCGUGAAAAUGUUAUUUGGAGGCGUAAUCCAGGUCAGUCAAUUCCCGAAACUGUAAAAUGUUACUUUGGAUAUGCCAUCAGACUACAUCUCCAAUUUCAGCAUAAAUUUACUUAUUACGUACUGAAAAGAGAUGAGCUUACUGAGGAACACUAUCCAAUUCCACCAAUCAGACUACUCAGUGAAUACGAGGGUAACACUAGAGAACUAAGUUCCGAAGAUUAUAGUGUACAACUUAGUGUCAGGGGUGAUGUUAAAAUUGUUUAUACUCUCACAAAUGGAGUGUGUACCCUUGUUAAAUAUGCUGAUAGAGUAAUUUGGAGUUGUAGAACUGGUGAGGAACCACUCCAUGUAGUUUACGCCAUAGAUAGUGGAAGAAUUGAAAUUAUUUUUGAGGAUAAAAUCCUUUUACUCUAUUCAAAAAAUCCCAACUCUAUUGUACAAACCAUCGAAAUUCCGCCUGAACUUACCUUGCACAAGAGAAAUGAACUGGGAGAAACUGUACAACUCAGUCCUCUAGAGUACAGAGUCCAGUUAUGUUAUAAAUCUGGAUUGAGAUACACGCCUAACGAUGACAUUAUUUGUACUGAACUUAGACACAAUGGGACAGUAGUCUGGAACUACACUGAAGGAGAACCCCAACCCCUAUCAUUCAUUUACCACCUUAAAAAUUUGAGAAUUUCCGUAAAGCUCCACUAUAAACCUUCGCUACAGUAUCAACUCCAACACAACCAAUGGAUCCUUACCACACACAACAACAAUUAA